AUGAAUCGCGAAGGGUUAUCCAUCUACUCGAAAGUGGCCGAUGUGGUACAUGAUAAUAGAUGGAUGUGGCCGGAUACGUGGCGGGAUGCGUUUCCAAUACUCUUUCAGCUCAAUCCGAUCUCAAUAGUGCCGCAUAAAGUAGAUACCAUCAUGUGGAAGAAACAAGGUGAUUCUACGGAACCUUUUUCUACAAAGGUGGCGUGGGAUUCGCUAAGAGAAACAGGUCAACGGGCUAACUGGUACAACAUGGUGUGGUCUUCUUUUACUAUACCAAGACAUCCGUUUCUUUAUUGGCUGAUUUGUAGGAGGAAGCUAGCAACUCAAGAUCGAAUCCAGUUGUGGAACAAUGCUGCGGGUAAUGCUAAUAUGAUGUGUUGUCUCCUUUGUAAUAGAGGGUUGGAAACACAUGAACACCUAUUUUUCGAGUGUCCAUACUCAAACCAGAUUUGGGCCUUAAUCCGCAAGAAGAUGGAUAUGAUUCAGAUUGAUGGGAAAUGGGAGGAUGUGGUGGCGUGGGUGAUUCCUAACGCUAAAUCUAAACGACUCAUUUGGGUUAUUCGUAAACUUGUUGCUGCGACGGCUUAUUUUGCCUGGCAGGAAAGAAACUCGAGAUUCUUUAAUAACCAGUUGUGA
Molecule: messenger RNA, 633 nt
Organism: Helianthus annuus (common sunflower)
Lineage: Eukaryota; Viridiplantae; Streptophyta; Magnoliopsida; Asterales; Asteraceae
Exons: 1
Coding region: 1-633 (210 amino acids)
Source: RefSeq, a predicted model, not a curated record